This is a messenger RNA of Cuscuta epithymum, 1369 nucleotides long. NCBI's taxonomy places the organism in Eukaryota, Viridiplantae, Streptophyta, Magnoliopsida, Solanales, Convolvulaceae. The record is from the annotation of a GenBank genome assembly.
UUUUCUUCUUCCUUCAACACCAUCGGCAUGAUUUGCAGUUGAGAACACUCUUCAAUGGUGGUUGAACAUGGAAAUUUCAACCUAUUGCAAACGAAUUGAAGAUGGAAAUUCCAAUUAAUACAAUUCCAACCUCCUGGAAGCAACUCUUUGAUAUGCAACCGUGGGUGAAGAUACUUAGUUUCAGAUCGUUGUAAUUAUCGGUGUCUUUUCGGAUUAAAGUGUGAUCAAACUUUGAUUCCAUUUGCUACUGAUGGAAAGAUAUAAAGUUCUAUUACCAGUAAUGGAAAGAAUAUCGACCUUAAGAAAUGACAGAACUCCCUGCAAAAUCGAAGAGGGUCUGUACUUAGGAUCUUUUGGAGCUGCUGGAAACAAGAGCGAACUAAAAAGCUUGAAUAUCGCACAUACAUUGACGGUUUCAAAUUCACUAUCCUCUCUAUAUCCAAAUGAUUUUGCGUAUAAGACCAUUAGUGUAUCAGAUAAAGGAGAUGUUGACAUAGCACAAUAUUUUGAGGAGUGUUUUGAAUUCAUUGAAGAAGGGAAGAGGAGUGGCGGUGUAUUGGUUCAUUGCUUUCUGGGAAGGUCCCGAAGUGUAACUAUAGUGUUGGCUUAUCUGAUGAAAAGGCAUGGUAUGAGCUUAGCACUAGCUUUGGAACAUGUGAGAAAGGGAAGGAAAGAAGCAUGGCCUAACUCUGGUUUUAUGGCACAGCUGAAGGACUUGGAGAAAACUCUUCGAGGGACUUCAAAUCUACAAGGCUGAAAGAAUUCAUUAACUGUAGUAAUCACUAAUCACAGGACCAGACAAUUUUCACCUGGAGAGCAUUAUAUGCGGAGGGCAUUUGAAACUACAGUGUGGAGUUGUAGAUAGUACUCAAUCUUUUAUCAUAUCCAAAAUAUAGCUUGAGAAAUGCUAUGUGUACACAGCACUUCUACACACCACUACACAUCAUAAAAAGCCCACCCCCCUCCCUUUUCUAACCCAUUUAACCCCCACCCCUAAUUUGAAUCCUGCCACGUGCGCCUCCCACCCUUUCCCAUGCGUGCGCCCCCUUUCUUCUCUUUCCCGCAUCCCACUCUCCAUUUCGCUCCCCCCUUUCUCUUCCACCUCUUCUUCUUCCCGCAUCCCACAACGCUCCUCCUCUCUACGCUACCAAAGUCCGUAGCUACUUCUACCCUCGCUCCGGCGUCUCCGAGGAACGGCUUCACCCCACUCUUCUCCCUCCAUCGACAGAACCACGGCACUCCCCCUCUCUACCCUACCGAAAUCCGUCGCUACUUCCACCCUCGUUCCGGCGUCUCCGAGCAUCUGCGAAAGUGAGGCGGUCCACUUGAGGAAAUGGUUCGCAGUUCCCUGACGGAAAUGGCUCAAAGG